This is a messenger RNA of Ostertagia ostertagi, 357 nucleotides long. Lineage: Eukaryota; Metazoa; Nematoda; Chromadorea; Rhabditida; Trichostrongylidae. The record is from the annotation of a GenBank genome assembly.
AUGACAGCUCCACCGGACGUCGUUAAGAAGAUUGAAGAAGGUUACGCAAAACUUCAAGGAGCUCAAGAUUGUAAAUCUCUUCUUAAAAAGCAUCUCACAAAAGUUGUUGUCGACAAACUGAAGAGAAAGAAAACUCGUUUGGGAGCUACACUGCUGGAUGUGAUUCAGUCCGGUGUCGAGAAUCUCGAUUCCGGAGUCGGACUAUACGCCCCUGAUGCCGAGGCUUACACGUUAUUCGCAGACCUAUUCAAUCCCGUUAUUGAGGAAUACCACAACGGUUUCAAGGCCACUGACACACAACCUCCAAUGGAUCUAGGAGAAAAGAACGUGAGUGAUACUAGCUGCACCCACCAAAGG